Messenger RNA from Phalacrocorax carbo (great cormorant), 894 nucleotides. The record is from RefSeq and is a predicted model, not a curated record. Lineage: Eukaryota; Metazoa; Chordata; Aves; Suliformes; Phalacrocoracidae.
GCCUGAAGGCCCGCCUCCCCGCUCCCGCCUCAGGCACUCGCCGCUGCCGCCCGCUUCGGCCGGGCCCUGCGGGCGCGCGGCGGCGGGGCGGGGCCUGGCUUAAAGGCGCCGCGCGGCGGAGAUGGCGGCGCGGUGGCUGUGGCUGCUGGCGCUGUGGGCCGGGCCCGCCGCCGCCGCCCCGCCGCCGCCCGACGCCGAGGUGACGUUCGUGCUGCCCGCCGGCCGCCGCCAGUGCUUCUACCAGGGCGCGCCCGGCAACGCCUCCCUGGAGGCCGAGUACCAGGUGAUCGGUGGGGCCGGGCUGGACGUCGACUUCUCCCUGGAGAGUCCCUCGGGGCUGCUGCUGGUCAGCGAGUAUCGCCGCUCCGACGGCGCGCACACCGUGGAGCCCACCGAGGCCGGCGACUACAAGCUCUGCUUUGACAACUCCUUCAGCGCCAUCUCGGAGAAACUCGUGUUCUUCGAGCUCAUCUUCGACAGCGCCCAGGAGGAGGAGGAGGAGGAGGAAGGCGACGCCUGGCUGGAGGCGGCCGAGCCCGACGACACGCUGGACGUCAAGAUCGAGGACAUCAAGGAAUCCAUCGAGACCAUGCGGAGCCGCCUGGAACGGAGCAUCCAGAUGCAGACGCUGCUGCGAGCCUUCGAGGCCCGAGACCGUAACCUGCAGGAGAGCAACCUGGGCCGCGUGAACUUCUGGUCGGCCGUGAACUUGGGCGUGCUGGUGGUGGUGGCCUUCCUCCAGGUCUACAUGCUGAAGAGCCUCUUCGAGGACAAACGGACGGUGCGGACGUAGACGGGACGGACGCGGGACUCCGCUCCCUGCCGGGACGGCGCCAGAGGAGCGACGUGUCCCCGCGUCUCCCUCCCGGCCGGGAUUAAACCUGCCCGACUUCC